AUGCUCGACAACGAUGGGCAGCUGGUGCUAAUCAAGGACCAGGCCCACGUGACGAUCAAGGUGCCCAGGUUUGAGGACGGGGGAAACAUCAUUCUGAAGCACGUGGCCAUGCCCAGGGUCACCAAGGGGCAGCGCUGGGAGCAGGUGAUGAACGAGGUGCGCAUGGGCCCUGUGCUGGCCAGCGCGCACCGGCUCAUCGGCGCCCUGGACUGGACGCCCACGGCGAGGGGCCUGAGCCUGGCCUUCCUGCGCCCCGGGAGCGACACCCUCGCCGACACGUUUGCCAAGCUGAACGCCAGCUGCGUAGAGGCGGGGCUGGGCCCCGAGGCGGUGAUGGCUGCGCGCGUGGAGCGGCUGGGGCCGAUCCUUCUGGAGAUGAUGCUGGCCCUGAACGACCUGCACACACUGGGCUACCUGCACCGCGACGGCAAGGCCUCCAACUGGGUGAUGGACAGCAGAGACGCGUCGCGCCCGCUGCUCAUCGACUUUGGCCUCGCGCAGCGCAUCGCCGACGGUAUGGGCUGCGCCGAGGGUUUCACCAGCUCCCACGCGCCGCCAGAGUAUCUCCUGGCGAUGGAGCGGCACGGGCAGUGGUCGUGGCGGCGGCAGCGGCGCGGCGCGCCCGCUGGGGAGCCGCUGCCGUGUGGCGGCGUCCUGGAGCUGCUGCGGGUGACGCUGGGGACCGCGACCGACAUCUACCUGCUUGGGGCGACACUCUGGGAGGUGCUGUUCCCCGGUUACAUGCCCUACAUCGGCGCUCUGUCUGCGUACUGCACGGAGCGGGCUAUUGUGGACGCCAUCAUUGACACACGUUGA
Messenger RNA from Monoraphidium neglectum, 816 nucleotides. RefSeq lists its product as hypothetical. Lineage: Eukaryota; Viridiplantae; Chlorophyta; Chlorophyceae; Sphaeropleales; Selenastraceae. Gene Ontology annotation, biological process: mitotic DNA damage checkpoint signaling; protein phosphorylation. The coding region runs from base 1 to 816 and encodes 271 amino acids. Gene Ontology annotation, cellular component: nucleus. The transcript is spliced from 4 exons. Gene Ontology annotation, molecular function: protein serine/threonine kinase activity; ATP binding. The record is from RefSeq and is a predicted model, not a curated record.